Messenger RNA from Aspergillus niger, 2349 nucleotides. RefSeq lists its product as uncharacterized. The transcript has 3 exons. Bases 1 to 2349 code for a protein of 782 amino acids. The record is from RefSeq and is a predicted model, not a curated record. Gene Ontology annotation, biological process: lipid metabolic process. Gene Ontology annotation, molecular function: triacylglycerol lipase activity. Lineage: Eukaryota; Fungi; Ascomycota; Eurotiomycetes; Eurotiales; Aspergillaceae.
AUGUCCAUCCUGCAUGAUUCCUCACUUGUUCGACCUCAGUGUCAUGUCAAGGGCAAACCCCGAUCUCUGGAGACGUCAAAUAGACCCCGUCGCUCCGUCCUCAAGUCCGUUUCUCUUCCCUCGCUGUCGGCCGUCGUCAAAAACUCGUUGACAUGGGCGGGGGACACGUGGGGCUCCUAUGGGAAUGGACAGUCCCCAAAAGAACGCAGACUGCGUGCUGCCGUGGAUGAGCGAAAGGAAGCUUUGUACCUCAAGAAGCGCAAUGCUGUGACGUAUGAAGAAUGGCGAGACGCUGCGAGUGAACUGGAUGAGUUGGAGAAUAACUCUGCCUGGAAGCAAACGUUUGAGUGUCCCGACUAUGACCCUCAUCUCGUGCUCGAUCGUCUCAAGCAGCUGGACGAUGCCCGGAUUAACUGUGAUAUCAGUCGCAUGUUGUUCCUUAUCCGCACGUCUCUGAGCCGCGAUUUGGGCAACAUGAGCAACGCGUCUCUCUACAAGCAUGCUCAUCUCGGGACUAAGAACCUCAUCGAUCAAUACAUUGAUACCGCUCUGGAAACAAUAUUAUCGUUGGUUGAACUAGCAGAUCGAAACCGGUGCGAUGUGGUGGAAUCAAGGUAUAUUCUGGACCAGUUGCUCGCCGCGAGACAGGCUUUCGGACGCAGUGCGCUGCUGUUCUCCGGGGGAGCCACUUUUGGCAUGAAUCAUAUUGGGGUACUCAAGGCUCUAUGGCAAGCUAACCUUCUCCCGCGAAUCAUCUCUGGCGCGUCUGCGGGCAGUAUUGUGUGUGCGGUCUUCUGUACUCGUACUGAGGAUGAACUGCCGGCUCUGCUGGAUUCAUUUACAGAAGGGGAUUUUGCUGUUUUCGGGGAAGGGACUGAAGAAGAUACUAUUCUUCAGAAGACAGCGAGAUUCUUGAAAUAUGGUUCGUUCCUGGACAUCUCUCAUCUAGCCAAGGUGGUAAGAAAUUGGUUGGGCGAUAUCACCUUUCAGGAGGCAUAUAACCGAACACGACGCAUCCUCAACAUUUGCGUUUCCAGUGCUGGCAUCUACGAGCUACCCAAAUUAUUGAACUACAUUACGGCGCCUAAUGUGUUGAUCUGGUCUGCUGUGGCCGUCUCAUGUUCCGUCCCGGUUGUCUUCUCGCCUUACGCCCUCAUGGCUAAGGACCCACUAACGGGAGAACCAGUUCCAUGGAGCGACCUUCAUAGGCAAUACAUCGACGGCUCCGUGGACGGUGAUCUCCCUAUGACUCGUCUGUCAGAGAUGUUCAACGUCAACCACUUCAUCGUGUCGCAGGUCAAUCCCCAUGUUGUUCCAUUCCUUCCCAAGGAUGAUGGGCCAGAUCCAUAUCUAGAAAACACAUUUACCGCUUCUCGCUGGCUCCGGGCUAUCACCUAUCUUGCCAAGGAUGAAAUUCUCCAUCGGAUGACAGUCAUGUCCGAGCUGGGGAUCUUCCCAACGUCUUUGACUAAAACAGUUUCGAUUGUAAACCAGAAAUAUUCCGGAGAUAUCAACAUAUAUCCGGAAAUACAAUAUUCUCGGAUUCCCGUAAUGUUACGCAAUCCGACCACGGAAUUUAUGCUUGAAGCAUGCCUAAGCGGCGAGCGUGCCACAUGGCCUAAGCUUGGGCGAAUUCGCAACCACUGCGCCAUUGAGUUGGCCCUGGACUUGGCCAUUCAGAAAAUGCGGGCCCGAGUGGCUUUCUCCCCGAGUCGCGUCCACGCGAGAACAGAUAACAUUACCGGCCAUUCGAUCGAAUCUCUCGACAGCAGCGGUGGCCGAGGACGCUUAUUGAAUCGGAGAAGCUCCUAUAAUCAUGAAAUUGAAAAAAUCAAACAGGCCCGGAAUGAUGCGGGUCGACGGACAAGACCAUUCUUGCAACGAUCCCGCAGCGUAUUGCUAUCCGAACAAACGCACCGCAUCGACUCUGUGGCCUCAGCCAGACUGGACCAAGCAGUUCAACGACGCCGUCAAAACAAUCUUAGUCAACCUUUCAACAUCGACGAUGGAUCUUAUAGUCCUUCUUCUGGGAGCGACGAAUAUAGUGAGGAAGCCUCCCCUCGGACCCGCGUCCCGCUAGAGCGACAUGUUUCAUGGGACCCGUCAUCAUCUGACGACCCGCCUUCCGACGAGGCGACUCCUCACAGCAGCACACAGUCACCGCAUCCAUCUUCUCCCAUACAUAUUGGACGAGUGGCUUCCCAGCGGGCCCCUGUUUGGACUCCCGAUCUAUCCGCUCACGCGCUGCCAACAACACCUGAGCCAUCGUUUCCGCCUUCACCUCACCACCUUCGAAUGACGCCCAAGGCCUAUGUCUCCAAUCCCACUUCCCGUAACUUUUACAACUGA